Messenger RNA from Echinops telfairi (small Madagascar hedgehog), 2411 nucleotides. It is a transcript of the gene TSPAN12, whose product is annotated as tetraspanin 12. Gene Ontology annotation, cellular component: membrane. NCBI's taxonomy places the organism in Eukaryota, Metazoa, Chordata, Mammalia, Afrosoricida, Tenrecidae. The record is from RefSeq and is a predicted model, not a curated record. The transcript has 8 exons. Bases 184 to 1101 code for a protein of 305 amino acids.
CACGGAGCGGCUCUUCAGAAUGCAGAGGAUACCGCCGCGUGUCCCCUGAGCACGGCGCCUCCAGUGCGCCUGCCACUCAUCCGGGGGUCGGCCCUUUCUCUUCCCAGCAGGUCGCUGCUGCUGUUUUGCCCGCGGGGAUAGGAUGUGGUGAGAGGAUGGGGCCUCUGCCUGCCCAGGCUCACAAUGGCCAGAGAAGAUUCGGUGAAGUGCCUGCGCUGCCUGCUCUACGCCCUCAAUCUGCUCUUUUGGUUAAUGUCCAUCAGUGUGCUGGCGGUGUCUGCGUGGAUGAGGGACUACCUGAAUAAUGUUCUGACCUUAACUGCGGACACAAGGGUGGAGGAGGCCGUCAUCCUGACUUACUUCCCCGUGGUGCAUCCCAUCAUGAUAGCCGUUUGCUGUUUCCUGAUCAUUGUGGGCAUGCUAGGGUACUGUGGCACCGUGAAAAGAAACCUGUUGCUUCUUGCUUGGUACUUUGGAAGUUUGCUCGUCAUUUUCUGUGUGGAACUGGCUUGUGGUGUUUGGACCUAUGAGCAGGAAAUUAUGGUUCCCGUGCAGUGGUCAGAUAUGGUCACUUUGAAAGCAAGAAUGACAAAUUAUGGUGUACCUAGAUACCGAUGGCUGACCCAUGCUUGGAACUUUUUUCAGAGAGAGUUCAAGUGCUGUGGAGUCGUGUAUUUCACCGAUUGGUUGGAAAUGACAGAGAUGGACUGGCCUCCAGAUUCCUGCUGUGUCAGGGAGUUCCCAGGAUGUUCCAAACAAGCCCACCAGGAAGAUCUCAGUGACCUGUAUCAGGAGGGUUGUGGGAAGAAAAUGUACUCCUUUCUGAGAGGAACCAGACAGCUGCAGGUGCUAAGGUUUCUGGGAAUCUCCAUUGGUGUCACGCAGAUCCUGGCCAUGAUCCUCACCAUUACUCUGCUCUGGGCCCUGUACUAUGAUAGAAGGGAGCCUGGGACGGAGCAGAUGAUGUCCUUGAAGAAUGACACCUCCCAGCACUUGGCGUGUCACUCGGUGGAGCUGUUAAAACCCAGCCUGUCCAGGAUAUUUGAACACACGUCCAUGGGGAACAGCUUCAACGCACACUUUGAGAUGGAGGAGUUGUAGAGAACGCCAAGGAAGGAGCCCAUGCGAUUGUUUCGUUGGACUCGCGAAUUUUCAAGCAUGCCCUACGGUGCUUCAGAAAGGUGUAGGGAUGGAAAUGUUGACAUGAAAGAGUGAUCAGGCAUGUAGUUGUCUGCCCUUGAAGUGAAGGAGGGAGACGUUUCAUAUGAUAGGUCACCAGCCUGGAGCACAGUACCCUGGAGUAGCUUUUAUGAUGCCGAGGAAAGAUCCAGUACUCACCGCAUAGCCUUUGUAAGACUUCUGUUCCUGAACACAGUGAUAGCUGGAUGUGGCGUGACUCGGCCGGUGUUUGUGCAUAUGUGAAAGCGGGCCCUGCUGCCUGGUGGGACCGGAGCUACCGCAAAGUGAUUUACUUCCAGCAGCUCGUUGGUCUGUAAAGUACCAAUUCAUUGCUGACACAGGAAGUUGGACAUUACUGAUGACUCAUAUUAUUUGGUGAUAGUCUUUGGCCGGUGAGUUCUGUAUAUCUAAGAAUUGGCAACUACCUAACCGUGAUUUGUUUUUUCCUGGUUACUACGUAUUCAUACCACUUAAAAGAGAUACUAACACUGUCUUAAGCAGAUCAGGGAUCUUUGUGUAUAUGAGUCUAUGUGAAGACAUAUCAUUCAAGAGAUUUCAUUACUAAUAAAUAUUACGAAUAACAAUUGGGGAAAGCAUACUUUUGUCCUGUAUAACACGUUUUUUGCCUUUCCUCUUAAAAGAGCUGUAAAAAUCUGUCUUGGAUGUACACUGCAUAGGUAACUGGUAGUUUAAAUACUUAACCACUGAUUUUGAAAAAUAAUGGCGUGACAAGUAGGGAAACAGUGAGCAGUGUGCUAAUUUAUCAGCGUGAUAAAUGAUUGUUCACAACAGAGCAUGGUCUCCAGGAAGUCGGAAAGAAGCCCUUUACAUGUUGCUUCAUUCUGGAUCGACUGCAGUGCUGCUGUUUGCUUCUCUUUAAGACGGAGGCCCUUUAGGACACGACAUGUUUCUUAAAGGAAGUGACCUUUGCCUUUCCACCCAAGGAGAGGCUCCCAGCCGGAAUUUAAUUCUGCAGAGCGCAGUAUUCCUGUUCCUAGCAAGAAGCUUGGAGAAUCCUUCAAAUCCACGACCCUUUAGCUAGCGAUUGUUUUUGCUUUAUUUCACUGAUUUAGCUACCGCCUGAGUGAUGCAGAUGAUUAAAUUUUUUACAAGAGUAAAAUAUAUUUAUUUGAAAUGGGAAGAGUGCAUUUUACUGUAUUUUGCAUACUAUGUGUAUUUGUCAGGUGAUGGAAAGAAAAUACAAGUGUCAAUAAAUAUUUUCUAGAGAGUAA